Leopardus geoffroyi (Geoffroy's cat) is the source of this 7925-nucleotide messenger RNA. It is a transcript of the gene ITSN1, whose product is annotated as intersectin 1. Gene Ontology annotation, cellular component: plasma membrane; cytoplasm; presynaptic membrane. Bases 343 to 4005 code for a protein of 1220 amino acids. Lineage: Eukaryota; Metazoa; Chordata; Mammalia; Carnivora; Felidae. Gene Ontology annotation, biological process: intracellular signal transduction; positive regulation of Rho protein signal transduction; endosomal transport. Gene Ontology annotation, molecular function: protein binding; calcium ion binding; guanyl-nucleotide exchange factor activity. The transcript is spliced from 30 exons. The record is from RefSeq and is a predicted model, not a curated record.
GGAGAUGGAGGGGUGGAAGGGGGCGGGAGAGGCAACGGAGGGAGAUGAGGAGAUACGUGGGAGCGAGGGAGCAAGGGAGGGAGAGAAGGAGGUAGAGAAGAGCGGAGGAGAGGGGAGGGAGCGCAGCUUGGUUGCUCCGUAGUACGGCGGCUCGCGAGGGAGAAUCCCUAGCGGGCUCCGGGACGCACGGAGAGGCGGGCAGGCGGGCGGGGAUGGUGUGUUGGGCUGAGGCUCCUGCGUCCCUCUCCGCCGCAAGUGAGCUGCACUGAUUUGUCCCUGGGGCGGCAGCGCGGACCCGCCUGGAGAUGAGGCGUCAAUUAGCAAGGUAAAAGUAACAGAACCAUGGCUCAGUUUCCAACACCUUUUGGAGGCAGCCUGGAUAUCUGGGCCAUAACUGUAGAGGAAAGAGCAAAGCACGAUCAACAGUUUCAUAGUUUAAAGCCAAUAUCCGGAUUUAUUACUGGUGAUCAAGCUAGAAACUUUUUUUUUCAAUCUGGGUUACCUCAGCCUGUUUUAGCACAGAUAUGGGCGCUAGCUGAUAUGAACAAUGACGGGCGAAUGGAUCAAGUGGAGUUUUCCAUAGCUAUGAAACUUAUCAAACUGAAACUGCAAGGGUACCAACUCCCUUCCACACUUCCCCCUGUCAUGAAACAGCAGCCGGUCGCUAUUUCUAGUGCACCAGCCUUUGGAAUAGGAGGCAUCGCCAGCAUGCCGCCACUCACAGCUGUUGCUCCGGUGCCAAUGGGAUCCAUUCCAGUUGUCGGAAUGUCUCCACCUCUAGUAUCUUCUGUUCCUACAGCAGCAGUGCCUCCCCUGGCUAACGGGGCUCCCCCUGUUAUACAACCUCUACCCGCAUUUGCUCAUCCUGCAGCCACAUUGCCAAAGAGCUCUUCCUUCAGUAGAUCUGGUCCAGGGUCACAAUUAAACACUAAAUUACAGAAGGCACAGUCAUUUGAUGUGGCUAGUGCCCCUCCCGCGGCAGAAUGGGCUGUCCCUCAGUCAUCCAGACUGAAAUACAGACAGUUAUUCAAUAGUCAUGACAAAACUAUGAGUGGACACUUAACAGGUCCCCAAGCAAGAACUAUUCUUAUGCAAUCAAGUUUACCACAGGCUCAGCUGGCUUCAAUUUGGAAUCUUUCUGACAUUGAUCAAGAUGGAAAACUCACAGCAGAAGAAUUUAUCCUGGCUAUGCACCUGAUUGAUGUAGCGAUGUCUGGCCAACCACUGCCACCUGUCCUGCCUCCAGAGUACAUUCCGCCUUCCUUUAGACGAGUUCGAUCUGGCAGUGGUAUAUCUGUCAUCAGCUCAACGGCAGUAGAUCAGAGGUUACCAGAGGAACCAGUUUUAGAAGAUGAGCAACAACAGCUAGAGAAGAAAUUGCCUGUAACAUUUGAGGAUAAGAAGCGUGAGAAUUUUGAGCGUGGCAACCUGGAACUGGAGAAGCGGAGGCAGGCUCUCCUGGAACAGCAGCGCAAAGAGCAGGAGCGCCUGGCCCAGCUCGAGCGCGCGGAGCAGGAGAGGAAAGAGCGGGAGCGCCAGGAGCAGGAGCGCAAGAGACAACUGGAGCUGGAGAAGCAACUGGAAAAGCAGCGGGAACUAGAACGGCAGAGAGAGGAGGAGAGGAGGAAGGAAAUCGAGAGACGGGAGGCUGCAAAACGAGAACUUGAAAGGCAACGACAACUUGAAUGGGAACGGAAUCGAAGACAAGAACUACUCAAUCAAAGAAACAAAGAACAAGAAGACAUAGUUGUACUGAAAGCAAAGAAAAAGACUCUGGAAUUUGAAUUAGAAGCUCUAAAUGAUAAAAAGCAUCAACUAGAAGGAAAACUUCAAGAUAUCAGAUGUCGAUUGACCACCCAAAGGCAAGAAAUUGAGAGUACGAACAAAUCCAGAGAGUUGAGGAUUGCAGAAAUCACCCAUCUACAGCAACAGUUACAGGAGGCUCAACAAAUGCUUGGAAGACUUAUUCCAGAGAAACAGAUACUCAAUGACCAAUUAAAACAAGUUCAGCAAAACAGUUUACACAGAGAUUCACUUCUGACACUCAAAAGAGCGUUAGAAGCAAAAGAAGUGGCUCGUCAGCAGCUCCGAGACCAGCUGGAUGAAGUUGAGAAAGAAACCAGGUCAAAACUACAGGAGAUUGAUAUUUUCAAUAAUCAGCUGAAGGAACUGAGAGAAAUACAUAAUAAGCAACAACUCCAGAAACAAAAGUCCAUAGAGGCCGAACGUCUGAAACAAAAAGAACAAGAGCGAAAGAUCAUAGAAUUAGAAAAACAAAAAGAAGAAGCCCAAAGACGAGCUCAGGAGAGGGACAAGCUGUGGACCGAGCACACGCAGCCGGACAAUGAGCAGCAGCGGCCAAGGAAGAUUCACGAUGAAGAGAAACUCAGAAGGGAGGAGAGUGUCAAGAAGAAGGACGGCGAGGAGAAGGGCAAACUGGACACACAGGACAAGAUGAGUCGGCUUUUCCAUCAGCAUCAAGAACCCGCCAAGCCAGCUGUCCAGGCACCCUGGUCCACCACAGAAAAAGGCCCACUUACAAUUUCCGCACAGGAGAAUGUAAAGGUGGUGUAUUACCGAGCGCUCUAUCCCUUUGAAUCCAGAAGUCAUGAUGAGAUCACGAUCCAGCCCGGAGAUAUAGUAAUGGUUAAAGGGGAAUGGGUGGAUGAAAGCCAAACUGGAGAACCGGGCUGGCUUGGAGGAGAAUUAAAAGGAAAGACAGGAUGGUUCCCUGCAAACUAUGCAGAGAAAAUCCCAGAAAACGAGGUUCCUGCUCCAGUCAAACCUGGGCCCGACACGACCUCUACCCCUGCACCCAAACUGGCCGUGCGUGAGACCCCCGCUCCUGUGGCUGUGACCGCUCCAGAGCCCUCCACGACCCCCAACAACUGGGCUGAUUUCAGCUCCACGUGGCCCACCAGCACGAAUGAGAAGCCAGAAACCGACAACUGGGACGCGUGGGCAGCCCAGCCCUCACUCACCGUCCCAAGUGCAGGCCAGCUACGGCAGAGGUCAGCCUUCACUCCAGCCACGGCCACGGGCUCGUCUCCAUCCCCUGUGUUAGGCCAGGGUGAGAAGGUGGAGGGGCUACAAGCGCAAGCCCUGUAUCCUUGGAGAGCCAAAAAAGACAACCACUUAAAUUUUAACAAAAAUGAUGUCAUCACCGUCCUGGAACAGCAAGACAUGUGGUGGUUUGGAGAAGUUCAAGGUCAGAAGGGUUGGUUCCCCAAGUCUUACGUGAAACUCAUUUCAGGGCCCAUAAGGAAAUCUACAAGCAUCGAUUCUGGUUCUUCAGAAAGUCCCGCUAGUCUAAAGAGAGUAGCAUCUCCAGCAGCCAAGCCAGCCGUUUCGGGAGAAGAAUUUAUUGCCAUGUACACUUACGAGAGUUCUGAGCAAGGCGAUUUAACCUUUCAGCAAGGGGAUGUGAUUUUGGUUACCAAGAAAGAUGGUGACUGGUGGACAGGAACAGUGGGCGACAAGUCUGGAGUCUUCCCUUCUAACUAUGUGAGGCUUAAAGAUUCAGAGGGCUCUGGAACUGCUGGGAAAACAGGGAGUUUAGGAAAAAAACCUGAAAUCGCACAGGUGAUUGCCUGCUACACUGCCACGGGUCCGGAGCAGCUCACCCUGGCCCCUGGUCAGCUGAUUUUGAUCCGAAAAAAGAACCCAGGUGGAUGGUGGGAAGGAGAGCUGCAAGCACGUGGGAAAAAGCGCCAGAUAGGCUGGUUCCCCGCUAAUUAUGUAAAACUUUUAAGCCCCGGGACGAGCAAAAUCACUCCAACGGAGCCACCGAAGCCGACGGCGUUACCGGCAGUGUGCCAGGUGAUCGGCAUGUACGACUACAUCGCCCAGAACGACGAUGAACUGGCCUUCAACAAGGGCCAGAUCAUCAACGUCCUCAACAAGGAGGACCCCGACUGGUGGAAAGGAGAAGUCAAUGGACAAGUGGGGCUCUUUCCCUCCAACUACGUGAAGCUGACCACAGACAUGGACCCAAGCCAGCAAUAAUGGAAGCUCCAUGAAAGCAGGGACCUGAGCGCAGCUAUGCAGUUGCUGGAAAUGAGCAGGAAAUGUCCCGGGCUCAGGUUGUCUCUUGUGUCCCACCGGGGUCAGUUUGCCAAGUUAGGAGAGACCGCAGGGGACCGGGCUAUGCUUAGACCCUCGAGAAGAAAGUUCCACUGGGACGAGGAGGAUGCCUGCCCCGCUGGACCGCCAGAGCUGGGUCCCGGGACUGGCCAGCCAAGGGUCACUGUCAGAGGAGACACAGCCGCCUUGACCCAGCCUGGCUACCGCCGGCCCAACAGCCUCGGGCGCCACGGACCAGACCAUCCUCACAGCCAGGUCUCUCGGGAAUGCAUCGGGAGAGGAACGGGGAUCGGCCACCCUCGGGCCCACUCUUUGGUUUUCUUGUGGGUCUCCAUCUCCCAAGACAGCAAGAGCGGAGGGCUUAUUCCUGAUAGCAGAAGUCACCGUGCACCUGUGGACUCCGCUGUCCCAUCGAUACAAGGAGGCCGAUGAGCAGAGUGACCUUUUUGAGCUCUAUGCCUAGCAUUGGGGGUCAGGUGGCGGCAGUGUGACCUCCAGGGACACAGCGUCAGAGGCUUGUCUGAGCUCCAGGCCAUGGACGGAGGGACGGCAUUCUGGGUUACAACCAUAGUUCCCUUUGGACAAGUCGCUUGAGGGACCCACCUGGGUCUGGAAUCGGUUCAACAAUUGUGACGCUCUCGUGCUACAUGAGCCUGGACAGAUCUAGUUUCUGAAUUUUGCUCCCUUUCCGCACCAGGUGUCUUGAUUUCGGGGCUCCCUCUGAUGGAGUGGUCCUCACUCUGGGCUGCACGUGGGAGCCUCCUGGAAGCUUCCACAUGUUACAGAGGCCCGGGCGGAACCCCGGCCAGGUGGAUUUGAUUGGUCCGGGCUACCGAAGGGACGUCGGGCCUUCUAAAUCUCCUUAGGUGAUUCCAAACAUGCAGCCAUUCUCAGGGGCCACAGCCCUCACCCAGCCUCCGUGAAGCUGCCACCGCGAUCCUUCCGAGACACGGCCCGGACCUUUCCCAGCUCUGCAACCAAGACAAAAAUGUAGACGUCUCACUCUGCAGUUCAAACUCCUUGACUGUACCCCCCCCCCCCCCGCCCCGGGCCGAACUGUGUCCCCCUCCCCCACCAGAUUGAAACGUUGAAGCCCUUCCCCCCAGUACCUCAGAAUAUGACUGUUUCUGGAGCUGGGACCUUAAAGAGGUCAUUAAGUUAAGAUGAGGCCAUUAGGGUGGACCCUACCUCCAAUGUGAAGAGGACAUUUGGACGCAAAGAGUCACCAGCAAUGAUUUUGUAACAGAAGAAAGGCCAUGUGAGGAUGCAGGGACAAGAUGGCCACCUGCCCGCUAAGGAGAGAGACCUUAGAAGAAAUCAGACCUGCUGGUACCUUGAUCUUGGACUUGCUGCCUCCGGCGCUGUGAGACUCCAUUUCUCACGUGUGAGCCCCGUGGUCUGUGGGACGUGGUUACAGCAGCGUUGGCUGACUAAUACAUCACCUUCCCAGCAAGGCAGGAGGCAUGGUGGUUCAGAACAGUAACUCCGGGGUAGGACCCCCUCUGCCAUUGAUUAACUGAGGCUUUGGCAAGUCACUUAACUUCUCUGUGCCUCAGUUUCCCUGUCUGUUCAAUGGGAGAAUAGGCAUAGUAGCUGCCACACAGGAUUGUCGGUGAGGACUCUGUGAGUUCACAUACAUACAGCGCCUGGAACCGUGUGGCUCACGCGAGCAUGCCGUGUUGACUUUCUUUACUCCCUGUUACCCCAGCUUCUGCUUUCUCUCCUCACUGCUUCCUCUCUAUUCCCCUUUUCUCCAACCGCUUCCUCUACUUGGAUCCCUCGCUACUUCCCCACCCGAAACUGCCAUGUGCCUGAUGGAGUCCAAGCCAAAUCCCUGCUUCUCCGGAAGAUAUUCCCAGGUCCCUCUAGUGAAACCCACUGCCUCUCGUUCCAAUAAACACGUGUCUGUACUUCUAACACCCCAGCCUGCUUUGUGUACCCGAAGGAUUUACUUGCGGCCGCUGCUGAGGGUCCCUGAGAUACCGCAGGGUGGUGGGCAUUGAAAGCAGAAGCUCGGCAAGAAAGGAAAGCAAAGGUGGUAACAUCAGUGGGGCCAGGAAUGAGCGAACGAGGGCACACCGUGGGAUGCUCGAGGCCGCACCAGGGAUCCCAGCAUCCGUUAUAAAGCCAUGAACGCCAUGUCUUUAGUUAAAAGUGACCUAUGGCAAAUUAAGAGAGAACCUAUCCCUGAGAGUAAUUUGAUUUUUGCGAAUUCUCAAUAGUCAUUAAACUGCCUGGCACCCCAUGUAGACUGGAUUCCCCUUCUUAGAAGAAUUGUUAUUCUUCUGGAAGCCACCUUGACCCUUUGAAGCUACGGGGUUAAUGCUGAGUGUGGCUGAAUGGAAGCCCCCAGAGGGACCCAGCCUAAUGGGUCUAGCGAGUUCCCCCAGACAGGCCGGAGAGGGCUGCCUGGGUUCAGUUGGACAUAAGGCAUCGGGGGGGGGGGGUCUUUGGUGCCAUCAGGUGACAUUCCCCCUCCCCCCACUACAGGUCCCCAUGCCCAUCCAGCUCCUCUAAACCCCCAUAAGAAUCCAGUCUUAAGGACUUCAACGCUGAGGUCUCAGGGACGGGCAGCUUGCAGUGAUGCCCUUUGUGAGUUUCCUGUGCCUUGGCCAGAACCAGAGUCUAGGUGGGAUGCCCGAGCCUCUGGUAGACCAGGGCUCCCCAAGGACAAGGACCCAGCCCGCCUCAUUCACCACCAAGUCCCAGCUCCAAGCACAGCUGCACAGGGGGAGCGCACAAGUUCACAGCUUAGAGAAUGGGAUUGUGGGGGGAGAGCGGGGGAGGGGGGAGUGCUCUGGCCGGAGAACCUUCUUUAUGUUGUAUCCAUGGCAGCCUUUCCUACAUGACAAGCCAUCCCACAUGUGCCAUUCUGUCCAGGAGGUUGAAGGCAAUGCAAUCAGACUCAUUUUCCCAGAAAAAUCCAGUGUAGCCUGGCAGGAGCCAUGAGAGCCACGAGGCCCCUGUUCCCUCCAUUGAGGCCCGCCCUGGAGAAGGCUUCGGUGUAGACAGGAGCUCCAGCUCCAACAGGUAUCCUGGUGGGCGAGGCCAUUUAGCCGGAGAAUUUGGGCAGAAUGUCCCCACAGACACUGGUAUAUCCUUUCUCUUAAAGGUGAAAAACCAUUGCCUGAGUUUCCAUAUUGUGGGAUUUCUCACCUGGCCCCUCUGGCAUUAUGCCUUCUGUGAUGUCCUGUACUGCCCACCUUAUUGCCUUCCCGCUUCCCACCUUAUCUUCCAUAGUGUCCCUGCACCUACUUGGCAUACUGGCCCCACACCCCCAACAUAAUGGCCCCAUCCUCCCUGAUGCAGAACCCCCCCCCCCCCCCACACACACACACAAGUGGGACCUCCUCGCAGAGCCUUCCUCCCUCGGGACAAGGAGCAUGUACUUCUGAGCCCUGCAGACCCUACCAUCCUCGCAGACCUGCAGGAACGUUCUUCACUGCUUGCUAUUUCAAAUUUAAUUUCCAUGUUCGCGUCUCCCUCCCAGCUGUGAGUUUCCUUGAGGACAAGGGCAUUACCUUGCUCAUUCCUGUGUCUCUUGGGCUUCGUAGGAACUUAAUAAAUAUUUAUUGACCAUCUUAGAGUAUAUUUUGGCCCUUUCAUAACAGGAACGAGGCCUGUUUAUUUGGUUUGUCCAGUGGCCGGCUUGCUGUGGGGGCUGGUUUGGUUUUUAAAAUCAUGGACCUUGUUGAGAACGGAAGGAGAAGGGUUGGGAAUGAGAGGGGCGAUGCCCCGGUUGUACCCUAAGUCCUUCCGUAUGCUUUGAACUGUUUACAUCGAGCAUGUGUUUAUGUACUACUGUUGCAAUAAAGCAAUUUAUUUAGAUUAUGCUGUUCCUA